Molecule: messenger RNA, 5302 nt
Organism: Dermacentor andersoni
Lineage: Eukaryota; Metazoa; Arthropoda; Arachnida; Ixodida; Ixodidae
Product: ras-related protein Rab-30-like
Molecular function (GO): GTP binding; GTPase activity
Source: RefSeq, a predicted model, not a curated record
GAUCGAAUGCUCCACCUUGCGGAUCACUGCGAUACUUGCGCUCAGUGCUGAACUGAAAGCACCGAAAGUCGCGUUUUCAUCUUGUGGUUGGUGUUGAAUCAACACCUCGCCGCUACAAAUUGCUCAUUUCACAUUGUGUUUACGUGGUGCAUGUGCCCGAGUAGACCACAGGUCACUGUCUCUGCAAGAAAACUAUGCAGCGAUUAGGCAAUCGCGUGUGACUCCAUGCGAGCAGCCAACGUCCAUCAUGUGAAACGAAGUACGUCGUCUUGCGCUGCUGCUUCCUCAUCAGAAGCACAAUUCUGCAAGAAUUCUCAAGAUGCGGGUACGCUAAACGCGGGCACACCUGACAUCGGGAAUCAUGGAAGAUUACAAGUUUCUGUUUAAGGUGGUGCUAAUAGGUAACGCUGGUGUCGGGAAGACAUGCCUUGUCCGGAGAUUCACGCAGGGUCUAUUUCCUCCGGGUCAGGGGGCCACCAUUGGUGUCGACUUUCUCAUCAAAACUGUCGAAGUGGACGGCGAGAAAGUGAAAUUGCAGAUAUGGGACACAGCAGGACAGGAACGGUUUCGUUCCAUCACCCAAAGCUACUACCGUAGUGCACAUGCUCUCAUUCUCGUCUAUGACAUCAGCUGCCAGCCAACAUUUGACUGCUUGCCUGACUGGUUAAGGGAAAUUGAACAGUAUGCCAGCCCAAAAGUCCUACGGGCAUUAGUAGGGAACAAGAUUGACCGUGAAGACCGGGAGAUUCCAACGCACAUUGGUGAGGAGUUUGCUCGGCGGAGUGACAUGUACUUUGUGGAGACAUCGGCCAAGGAGGCUGACAACGUGGACAAGCUGUUCACCGAGAUAGCUGUGCGCCUGACGGCUGAAGCGCGGGCUACUCAUGCUCGAUACUCUGGCCGGCCAUCAUCUACAGCCGAUUCGUUGCCAGAUUUGAAGGAAGCUGCAGGAGACAAAGGGGACCACACUUGCUGCCGCAUGUUAUGAGCAUCCCAUGUCGCAUGCACAUGCCAUACUGGAACCGCCCUGGUGUUGGGGCACAUAGUUCUACUCACUUGACAGCAGUGGAGGCACCUUUGCAUGAAGGAGGCUCUUAAAUGACUGUGGUAUGAAUGAGUAUACGGUAGUCACGUUCUGGUGUCAAGCUGUGGGUCAUUUUACCUCAGAUUGGGUGCAUCAUGCCUAAGAGAGCCAUUGAAAAGAUCUAAACAGGAGACUACAAUCUGUUCAGUGGCAUAAGAAACUUUGCAUUUCUAUAUUCGUAGAACAUUAGGGUCAGCACUUCUUCACUCAACUUCGCAAUACCGACAGUCUAGCACCAUUAAAAAUUACUGCUUCCUUCUGGGUAUGGAAGAGUAUUUGCUAAUAUUGAAGCUUAUUUUGGUGAAAAGGAGCUGCCGUAGCACUUUUGCACAGUGUCCAUGGCACUGACAUUUGCCUUUCCUUUAGUAACUCACUGAGGAUGGCGAACGCCUUGCAGUCAUUGGAAAGCCUCCUUCAGCAUGCGUUGCUAGUAGUUUCUACUGAAGUUGGGACUAUGCUGCCACAACUCCUUUCCCAUUUUGCUAGUGCUGCCGCCCGUCUGUUCUUGCUCUUUUUGUGUGCGCUCAUUGCGAUGUUGAAAGUGUGUGAGUACUGUCAUAGGGUGUUUUAAAGUCGACGAAGGAUUGUUGUCAACCUGCUUCCAUUUGUACCCUUUGCUGUAAGCUUUCAUGAUGCCAGCACUACCUUUGAUCUGCAAGAAGCCUCUAUUUUCAUCUGUAAACAACAGCAGAUGAAGAUUCUGGCACAUCAACUUGGUGUAGGUGAAUUCCUGUGAUGAUUUUCUACUUUUAGUACCAGUGCAGCUUUUUUUUUUAAGCCUAAUAAUCAUGAAAGCUACUUUGCAAUGAGGAAUUUCAGCAAGCGUACUGCUUAAUUGAAUUAUCCUUUACUUUUUGACAGCAGGUUAUCAGUGGUAGUAAAGCUACCUUAACUGCUUUUAAGCACUUUCAUAUUUAUCUUGCUAGCAUUUGAUGUCAUCAGACUGCCCUUGAAAACUUUAACAUGCCACAUUUGUUCUUCUUGCUCUAAAUAUUUGCACUUUGACCUUCUGCACUAAUGGCACUGGCAUAGGACGCUGUCUUUUUUGUGUUGGUUUGUGUUGAAUGGAGGAACUAAAAGAUCAAUAAGAGAACUGGAGGCAGUUUCCUUAACAUGAUGGCUCAGAAAGUGCAGUGAAAGAAAAGAAAUAGAGAGAGAGAGAGACAAGGAAUGAAGUGUGCUGUCUUUUAAUCAUUUCACACAUUCUUCUAAUUUUUUUCAUUGUUUCGGUUGUCAUUCAAAGAUCAAAUCAGCAGUGAUUGUUGAUUGACCAGUUGUGCAUUAUGUCUUGGUUGUGUGUGCAUCUCAGGCCCAAAAGCAUCAAAAUUAUGUUUUCGCUGGUAGACUCAAUAGCCCCGCCGUGCCAGGGAGAAAUCACGAGAGGAUCUGAUGACCAUAAUUUCCCCAUUUAUUUAGCAGCUAUAUGCUUCAUUAUUGCAUUGAAAGGGCUUUAUAUCAAAGGUUGUGUUUUCCCAUGUGUUUGUUUGUUUUGGGGGUCUGGUUUUUAUUUUGCUUUUUUUUAAAUAUUUCUGGCUGCUAUGAAAAGCCCCGAAUUUCAUCUAUGAACUCAAGUGCUUUUCAGCUCUGAUCAGUGUACACAAACACACACACACUUUAUGAUUUAUUGUUUAGUUUGUUGGCUGCCUGAGUAAUUGCUGUAUUUACCUUUCUAGACAGAACUGCUCAUUUUAUCAUUCUUAGGUUGUUACAUUGAUAAUAUGCUAGAGGUGCAAAGUGUGCACGAAUGUGUUGUCUCUUAACAGCUCCGCUGUUGAUUUUCAUACCUGUGAGGUUUUGUGCUUUUCCAUGACAAAUGUUCUUGAGAAACAUGUGAAGGUUGGUAGAGACUCUCAGAAAAGGCAUUUCAAUAUUCUCGAGAAAUGAGAACUCUGCCAAACACUCCUGAGCCAAGGUACAGCAUUGAGGAAUUGUGCAGGGUUUUUUUCUUUAGUGGCUCCUAAUGAACAGGGCUUUAGAAACAGAACGUCCAGACUGGUCCAGAUCUUUAUCGAGUGAAAGAUGAGAGUGCAAGAGAGUGUGAAAGAACUGUGCCUGUAUAAUGUUCCAAAGAACAUCACUUUUAGGUGACUCAAAGAUAGCAUCUUUCUUCUUGUAGUUGUCUGCUGGAAGCCGUACAUCAAAGCUCUGCAUUUUUUCCCGACAUUACUUAUGCAGAUAAAAUAACACCAAAACUUGGUAACAUUAUGAAACAGGAAGUACUGUUGCACUAUUAAUUCUUAAUCUGCCUCUAUUUAAGUUUAAUCUCCUGGGACCACUUGUACAUUAAAUUGCACAUUGCUCUUAAUCCUUUUCAAUAUGAACUUGGAAAAAAUUACCUUAAAUAUUUAUCCUACAUGUAAAGUUAGGUGUAUUCAUUAAGUGUACAGAAGUGGUUUAAUCACAUUGUUGCCAUCAGAUUUUGAGAAAACUUGCACUAACUUGAUCUGAACCACUGUGUCAUCGCAGAGCCUAACAGAAAGCACGAAGUGUGCUUCAAGUAUUACUAAAAGACGUAAAAAUCCAGGCUGUGGCAUCAACAUGGCAACCUACCACAUGAUAUUACAUCUUCAUCUCUGUGGUUUAGGCAAAGAAAAGUAGCUUUUACUAUAACAAACAUCAGGAGAUGGGAACUUUUGGCAUCUAACUGGUAAUUCAUUAAAAAAAAACAUUUUUAACAUACAAAUCUGUAGUUAAAACCCGACUUGGAACACUAUUAUAUCCUCAAGAUGUCUUGUGGUCUCAGGAAGUUAAUGAAUUUAUUUGCAGCUUCGUGCUCAUUAACCAGCCGCUGCAUGCCACGCGCACUUGUGGCACUGCUCCUUAGAACUCCUGUUUUGUUAAAGGUGCUCAGUGUGGAUAAGGUUCCUAGACAAGUUUCAAUGUAGCGCCAUUGUCCCUUUCUCGCUGCCCUCUUGUUCACAUCCUCCUCUUGCCUGGAGUGGCGUCGAGAGGUGAUCCCUGAAUAACUGCAGAAAAUAGCACCUUUUCCUCUCCACAGUCACUCUCUUUCUCGCUCUACAUGUAGCACCAUAUGUAUAUAUAUGUAUAUGUAUAUAUGUAGUACACCCAGAAGGUUCCAAACUUCACAGCACACUUACAAAAAUAGCUUCUAGUUUGUUUUGUACUACAUUAUCAAUACUCAUUUUUAAACCGUAUUCCGUGCAGUAAAUCCUUAUUCAUGCAUAUGUUGCCAUAAACCAAACUUUGGAACCUUUUCUAAAAAAAGUGAACACCACCAUUAACCAGCUGGAAUGCCAUUUCACUGCACCAAGACAAAUGCGUGCGGACUAUCGCAGGAGAGCGUGAGAAUGAGGACGAAUGUGGCUAGAUCAAAGAAUGGCACUACCUUGAAACCUUUUAUCUAGGAACCUUAAGUUGAGGACUGUGGUUCUGUUUACCAGGUGAGCAUUACACCUGAGCAGAAUUUGUUUAAUGGUAAUGAGACUUUGAGCGUGACAGUCUUUAUGGCAGCUGUGAUAUUUUUUUAAUUUUUUUUUUUUUUGUUGUUGUGUUUGUCAGAAAAUUGUUUUAUGAGGAUCGUACCAUGCCCAGUUCUGCAAGUCCAAAAUUGAAGGCUUGUUUGCAGUUCAGAUCAACCCCUUUGUACAAGCGACUUGCAAGUCAUAAAAUUUUUUUGAGGUGUGAACAUAUAUCUGCCUUAUUUUUCAAUCACUAUUCAGUUGAGGUAGCUGGUCACGUUAAAGAUGUGUUAUAGGUGCUUUGAGUGUCUCCUUUCACGCUUUGCUCAACACCUUUACUAAUGUUUUGAAAAAGUAGUCAGCAUAUUACAUUUGACAUUUUACAACAUUACGGACAUUCCAUUGUGGCCAGCGUACCUCAUUUUUCCAGAGACUGAGACUUUUGGCACCAUUUGUUAUCGCUGCUCACUUAUUACCAUGCUGCAAUGCUUCAGUUGUAUGUGUGCUACAAACAUCUGUAUUUGCAAGUUGACCUUUAGCUACAGCAGAUUGCUGCGCAUGAAAAUCUUAGAGUAAUUUUUUUGUGUGUGUGAUUUCAACACAACUCACAUGUGUGCAGACAUUUUAGCAGGUGAUGUAUAUAGGCACCCCAUAAGAUAGUUCCUUAUGCCACUUUUCGGUUUGCUGGCCUCUAUCGCCACUGCACUGUCCAUGAAGCAAUUUAGUGACCCAAGUUAUUCAUAUUUAUUUCAAAAAUUGUCAGCCUUUAUUUGAUGAAAUAAAUAUUUUAAGUCGCUUA